Molecule: messenger RNA, 1423 nt
Organism: Arabidopsis arenosa
Lineage: Eukaryota; Viridiplantae; Streptophyta; Magnoliopsida; Brassicales; Brassicaceae
Source: the annotation of a GenBank genome assembly
AAACAUAGGCUAAAAGGUGAUGGAGGAUGGAAUUGGAGGGCUGAGACACAUGUUGACGACGGUCUUCUUUUCUGCCUUCGCCGGAUUCAUGGUAGUACCUGUGAUUACCGAUGUUACCGUCGCCGCCGUGUGUUCUGGCCCAGACGACUCAUGUUCUCUAGCCGUUUACCUCACUGGUUUCCAACAAGUGGCGAUAGGGAUGGGGACAAUGAUAAUGAUGCCAGUAAUUGGGAAUCUAUCAGACAGAUACGGGAUUAAAACAAUCCUCACACUUCCUAUGUGUCUCUCCAUUGUUCCUCCUGUAAUUUUAGGAUACAGAAGAGAUACAAAAUUCUUCUAUGUGUAUUAUAUAAGCAAGAUUCUGACCGCUAUGGUAUGUGAAGGCACCAUUGACUGUCUCGCUAAUGCAUAUGUGGCAGUAAAUAUUCAUGGCAGUACAAGAAUUUCAGCUUUUGGUAUUUUAGCUGGUAUCAAAACAAUUGCUGGACUUUUUGGAACAUUAGUCGCUCGUUUUCUACCCAUAGCUUUGACUUUUCAGGUUUCUGCUAUAUCAUUUCUCGUUGGCCUAGUGUACAUGAGAGUUUUCCUACAAGAAAAUAUAUACGAUGAUGAUCAUCAUCAUGGUACGUAUCAUCAAGAGGAUCAUCAUGACAGUACUAAUGCCACAAUGUUAGCAGAGCCGAUUCUGAACGAGACACCCAUUAAAACACAAGUCUUUCGCAAGAAAUAUUCUUCACUGAAAGAUAUGAUCAGCUUGAUUAAGACUAGCACUAUAUUCUUUCAAGCAUUGGUUGUUACAUUCUUCAGCAGCUUUUCAGAUAGUGGAAUGGAGUCUGCUUUCUUGUACUUUUUGAAAGCACGUUUUGGAUUUGACAAGAAACAGUUUGCUGAUCUCUUGCUGUUGAUUACCAUCGUUGGGUCUAUCUCUCAAUUGUUUGUACUGCCAAGAUUUGCAUCUGCCAUUGGAGAACGCAAGCUUUUAUCAACAGGGCUUUUUAUAGAAUUCAUAAACAUGGCCAUUGUCAGCAUUUCUUGGGCACCAUGGGUUCCUUAUCUCAUUACUCUGUUUGUACCUGGAGCCUUAUUUGUGAUGCCAUCGGUUUGUGGUAUUGCCUCAAGACAAGUUGGUCCUGGUGAACAGGGAAAAGUGCAAGGAUGCAUAUCUGGAGUGAGGUCCUUUGGCAAAGUAGUGGCACCAUUUGUGUUCAGUCCAUUGACAGCAUUGUUUCUCUCGGACAAUGCACCGUUCUAUUUCCCUGGAUUCAGCCUUCUUUGUAUCUCCUUGUCGUCGUUGAUCGGGUUCUUUCAGAGUCUACUGAUUAAAGAUGUUCCUACUCCACCCUUAAACAAAGCAAUCAACAAAACAUCAGAGGAAGAAGUGUGAUUAUAUGAAAUUCAUCAUGUAUAAAUGAGAAGAGUGUAU